ACAUUUGUCACUUAUACAUUUCUCAUUUGAAAAAUUUUUUAACCACCUACAAAAAUCCAAAAAAAAUUAACGGUUAGUUAUGAAUAAUCAUUGCUAUCGUUCGUUUGAACUGAAGAAUCAUACUAAAGCUGAAAGUACUGGAUGGCGACAAACGUUCUAUUAUCCGGGCGGGGGAACAUAUCAUGGCUAUUGGUUAAAUUCACGACAUCAUCAUUUCGGUGUCAAAGAGACGAAGGACCAUUUAAUUUAUGAUGGUCAAUGGUGCAACGGUAAACGUCAUGGUAACGGUAUGAUGAGACGUCGCUUGAAAGAUGGCACCAUGCAGCGUAUAUACAUGGGAGAAUGGUGUGAUGACAUGAAAUCGGGCGAGGGUAAACAAUUCUAUGAGGAUGGUGUGUAUUAUGGCUGGUGGAAAAAAAAUCGACGUCAUGGUUUGGGUAUAGAGUGGUAUAAAAAUGCUGAUAUUUAUAUGGGCGAAUGGCAAGCUGAUGCUUAUCAUGGUCUAGGUGUAAUGUUUUAUGCAAACGGUAAUCGUUAUGAGGGUUAUUUUACUAGAGGCUUGAAGUCGGGUGAAGGAACUUUUUAUCAUGUGCAGACGGGUCAAGUGCAAAAGGGUAUGUGGGAGAAUGAUGUAUGCAAAGUUUCUUUACUACAAGAUGAAUAUCGCAAUCAAGCAGAGCGACCAACUUCAUAUCCUAUACCGAGGCUUCAGAUUGCAAAACCAUCUGAGUUUAUACGAGAUUUGUUUGGAAAAUAUAAAACUAAAGUCAAUAAACCAUCAAAAUCCUUACAGGAAUCUAUUUGUUUAAAUUUUACCCGCAAACUGAGUCAUUGUGUUAAAUUUGAACCAAAACAUACAACAACAUCAAAAAUAGCCUCAGAUGAUCUAUGUUACUCGUCAACUUGUAAAAAAUCUGAGAAAUUUGUAACCUUAAAAGAAUUGUGAUUUAAAAAAAAAAUUAAUAGUUUUUAUCCAAUAAACAAACUUAAAAAUUAAA
This is a messenger RNA of Calliphora vicina (urban bluebottle blowfly), 998 nucleotides long. Its product is annotated as MORN repeat-containing protein 3-like. The record is from RefSeq and is a predicted model, not a curated record. Lineage: Eukaryota; Metazoa; Arthropoda; Insecta; Diptera; Calliphoridae. The transcript is spliced from 4 exons. Bases 80 to 946 code for a protein of 288 amino acids.